UUACUUUACACGACAUGUUCUUCUUCUCUCUCUCUCUCUCUUGUUCUUCAUCUCAAAAACUUGCUUUUUAAACAAUAAUAGAUCCGUUUCUUCUUCUUACACUCACAUCUGCUUUAUCCAAUUCAUGGGUUUUAAUUAAGAUGCUUUUGAGUUCAUGAUUUUGGUCUCAACUCAUCCAUGGAACCCAAUUUGAUUGUUCUUUAGUGUUCUUCUGUUUUUUUUUUGGGGGGCUUUUGUACGGAGGACUGACAAAUUCUCUGUAAUCGCCGCCGCCGCCGCGCCGCCGUUGUUUUUGAUUACGAUGGCGACGUACUUUCACGGUGGUUCAGAAAUCCAAGCGAGUUCUGACGGAAUCCACACUCUUUACCUUAUGAAUCCCAAUUAUGUACCUUACUCUGACACCCAUUCUCAAACGCCACCCAAUAUGUUAUUUCUCAAUCCAUCCACCCACGCGCUUACUCCAUCCACUCUCCCUCACGCGCCGCCUUCCACUAACCACUUCGUUGGAAUUCCCCUGCCCGCAACCGACACUUCUCGUCCAUCCUACCACGAGAUCUCAGCCCUUCAUUCUGUUCCAGCUCAGCGUCUUCACUACAAUCUAUGGGCUCCUAUGGACCAAAUCUCCUCCGUGUCGGCCGCCACCGACUCCACCGAUUUGAGCUUCCGCCGCCCCCGUACACACCAGGGUUUGUCCUUGAGUCUCUCCUCCCAACAGUCGCUUUACCGGACGAUGUCCGCGGAUCAGGAGAUUCAAGGAGGCAGAGGCGGUGGUGCUCCGGAUAUCUCGCCGACAAGUGGGGAUGAAAUUAGGGUGUCCGGUAAUUCACCGGCGUCGGCGUCGGUGUCGGUGGUGUCGAGUGGGGUAACGGGGUCUAAGUACUUGAAAGCGGCGCAGGAACUUUUGGAUGAAGUGGUAAACGUUGGCAAUGGAAAUAAAACCGACAAAGGGGAUAAGAUGAAGAUGAAGAAAGAAUCAACGGCUGCGAUUGCUGAACCUUCCGGCGGCGGCGCUGAAAGUACUUCCAAGCCUGUCACUGAGCUCAGUACUGCUCAAAGACAGGAUCUUCAGAUGAAGAAAGCUAAACUUAUUGGCAUGCUCGAUGAGGUGGAGCAAAAGUACAGACAAUACCACCAGCAAAUGCAAGCAGUGGCUUGUUCGUUCGAGCAGGCGGCCGGGUUGGGCUCGGCCAAGUGCUACGCCUCGCUCGCCUUACAAACCAUUUCAAAGCAAUUUCGGUGCCUAAAAGAUGCAAUAUGUGCACAAGUUAAAGCCAGUGGCAAGAGCUUGGGGGAAGAGGAUUGGUCCGGUGGAAAGAUUGAAGGGUCCAGAUUGAGAUACGUGGACCAUCAUGUACGGCAGCAAAGAGCUUUGCAACAAUUGGGAAUGAUUCAACAUAACACUUGGAGACCUCAGAGAGGUUUGCCUGAACGGGCUGUGUCUGUUCUUCGUGCUUGGCUGUUUGAGCAUUUCCUUCACCCAUAUCCAAAGGAUUCGGAUAAAGUUAUUCUCGCGAAACAAACGGGACUCACGAGGAGCCAAGUUUCAAAUUGGUUUAUAAACGCAAGAGUUCGUCUAUGGAAGCCAAUGGUUGAAGAAAUGUACUCGGAAGAAAUCAAAGAGCAAGAACAAAACAGUGACUCCCACGACAUGAACAGACACAACAAAAACGAACCCAACAAGCAAAACCACCAGAUCAUGAACGAUUCUCUCACCGAUCAAGUUCCCAAUUCCUUACAAACCCAUUCAGGCUUCAACCUCGUCCGACCAUCCUCCGACAUGCUCUCAUGUCCCAAAAGACAAAGAACAACAAACAACCUCGAAACCCCGUCGACAAAACCUACGCUUUCAAGAGACAUAAACGACACAAAACAUGUUCAUGGAGGCGGGUUUGGUUCGUACCCGAUUGAUGAAAUUGGAACAAGGUUCAAUUCUGAGCUGUUGACGCCAAGAUUUCAUGCCAAUGGCGUCUCGCUCACUCUUGGCCUUCCACAAACUUACCUCUCCGACCCAAACCUUCAGCUGGGGACAAGGGUUGAUAUCACCAAUGGAGGAUCUGACUUCUCCGACAUCGAUCCUGCCCCGGCCACCGCCUACGACGGCGUCGAAAUUCAGACCACCAAAAGAUUUGCUGCCCAAUUAUUGCCUGAUUUUGUCGCCUAAGCAGAUUUAAGCGAACAAAUAUAUAUAUAUGCAUGCAUUAUUUAUACUUAAUUGCUUACGUCAUA
Messenger RNA from Cucurbita moschata (crookneck pumpkin), 2226 nucleotides. Its product is annotated as BEL1-like homeodomain protein 1. Gene Ontology annotation, biological process: regulation of transcription by RNA polymerase II. Gene Ontology annotation, molecular function: DNA-binding transcription factor activity, RNA polymerase II-specific; RNA polymerase II cis-regulatory region sequence-specific DNA binding. The record is from RefSeq and is a predicted model, not a curated record. Lineage: Eukaryota; Viridiplantae; Streptophyta; Magnoliopsida; Cucurbitales; Cucurbitaceae. The transcript has 5 exons. Bases 302 to 2161 code for a protein of 619 amino acids.